This is a messenger RNA of Glycine soja, 1361 nucleotides long. RefSeq names its product protein MKS1-like. The record is from RefSeq and is a predicted model, not a curated record. Gene Ontology annotation, cellular component: nucleus. The transcript has a single exon. Lineage: Eukaryota; Viridiplantae; Streptophyta; Magnoliopsida; Fabales; Fabaceae. The coding region runs from base 131 to 916 and encodes 261 amino acids.
AAAAAAUUACCUCUCACCAAAAACUUGUAAUCCUUCAUUAUAGUAAUCCCUCUUUUUCAUCUGACCAGAUCUCUUUAUAUGUCCCAUGUCACAGCCCUUAUAUUCUCCAGCAUAAAUUACAACCCAAACUAUGCUUGUCCAGUCCUCUAUAUUAUUAUCGCCACCACCCUUCCCCUCUAACCACAACAUGGAUCAAUUCUCACACAUUAUUCCCACAGAAAGAUCACCCAGAAGAGAACUCCAACUCCAAGGUCCACGCCCUACACCUCUCAGAAUAAACAAAGACUCUCAUAAAAUCAAGAAACCACCCUUGGCACCACAACAACCCUCACACCCUCAUCAACCCCCACCGCGCCAACCCAUAAUAAUCUACACCGUUUCCCCCAAGGUGAUUCACACCACACCAAGUGACUUCAUGAACCUCGUUCAACGCCUCACUGGGUCCAGUUCUUCUUCCUCUGUAGUGGUGCCCAACAACAACAACACUCAUGUCGACCCUUUCAACAACGGCGCCGGAAUGUUGUCGCCGGCGGCGCGUUACGCCACCAUAGAGAAAGCCAUGUCCCCUAUGGGGAAAAAACAUGUUCUUCCAAGUGGGGAUAAUAUUAUAAGCGAUGUGCAAGGGAUAGAGAUUAAUAUAGGUGAUGGUGUACUUGAGAGAUCACAACAAAACAUGUUUCAAGGUAUUUUGUCUCCUGGUCCAGCUUCACUAUCUCCCAUUCCUUCAAAUUUUUUCUCUCCACCUUCUUCGGAUCCAAGUAUGGUUAGCUUCCUUCAUGAUUUGAGUCCUAUGUUUCAAAGUGGAAGAAAUUUUAUGGAGGGUAGUUCUUUCGUCUUGCCUAGCCCUUCUUCAAACUUCAGCUUUGUUUCACCGCAUACUCCUUCUAUGGACUUAUUCAACUAUUUCUUAGAUUAGUAAAAAUUCUUCUUUGGCGUUUAUUGUUGAAUUUUUAGUUUUUUUAUUUCACAGAUACAAAAAAAUUGGAUCCGAACGGAGAUUGAUAAGGAUUGGUUUGUCGAGUUAUAUUGUGUAGUUUGAGAGGAGGGGGCAAAGUGGAAAUUUGUUGCUCUUUCAGUGACUAUAGUUCUAGAUAGCUGCAAUUUGCAACCUUCUUUGUUGGAUUUUUUUAUUUAUUUUCUAGGGCAGUGUUUGUGCUCUCGAAUUUCUUAUGACCUUCGCCGUUGACAUUAUUCUUUGGCAUGUAUUGUACAUUGCGUUUAGUUUAGUUUGCUGAUGUAUGUCGGCCCUAAAUAUAUUCAAUCCCAUUUAUAUUCUUUCUUUGUAUGAUCAGAAUCACAUGUAUGCUACUCUGGCAACCUUUGAUCAUUGAAAGCAUCUACCUUACUUUUUUCUUGAGUAA